GUAGUUUCCGGUGUUUUCGGUGGUAACUCCCGCUAGCUUGUCGCAGAUGGAGUGAUCGGUCCCCCCGCAGCAUCCAGCGCUCAGACCGGUCGGUGAGCCGCUGAGUGGAGGUGCAGAGCAGCCGUCUCUCUCUACGACUUUCAGCUUUUUUGACUUUGUUUACCGCGUCGCAGGUUGAAGGGUGGCUCGGCGGGACCUUUGGGUGAUCUGUGGACAUAUAACCGGAGGGAUUUAGCCGUUGGAGAGCACAGAGGAGGUUUGGAGGAUGAACCCUCAGUGUGCCCGCUGUGGGAAGAUCGUCUACCCGACGGAGAAAGUCAGCUGCCUGGACAAGAACUGGCAUAAAGGAUGUUUCCACUGCGAGGUUUGCAAGAUGACCCUGAACAUGAAGAACUACAAAGGUUAUGACAAGAAACCCUACUGCAACGCACAUUAUCCCAAGACGUCGUUCACCAUCGUGGCCGACACGCCGGAGAACCUGAGACUGAGACAGCAGAGCGAGCUACAGAGCCAGGUGAAGUAUAAGAAGGACUUCGAGGAGAGCAAAGGUCGAGGGUUCAGCAUCGUGUCCGAUACUCCAGAGAUGCAAAGACUCAGAAGGACUCAGGAGCAGAUCAGUAUCGCGAAGUACCACGAGGACUUUGAGCGGGCGCGCGGCCGAGGUUCUACACCGGGAUUGGACGACCCCAGCAUGGAGCGCUACCAGCGAGCCAAUCACAUGAUGGGAGAGGCGGGAUACAGCAAAGGGAUGCACCCGCAGGGGAUGGAGAUGGACAGACGACCCGGAGGCAUCAUCGUAGACCUGAAGGUGUGGAGAUCAGAUCCGGGCUCCAUCUUUGACUGUGACCCUCUAGAGGACAACAUCCAGUCCAAGAGCCUCCGCAGGAUGUCUGCUCCCGUCCUCCCCGGAGCGUACCAUCAGGGCGUCCAGAUGCAGCCGCAGCAGCAGUAUCACGGCUACAUGCACCAGACCAGCAUGUCGUCCGUCAGAUCCGUCACCUCCACCCCGUCAGCCACCAUGCGUGUUUACCGGGCGCUGUACGACUACGCGGCGCAGGAUCACGACGAGGUCUCGUUCCGGGACGGCGACGUCAUCAUCAACGCUCAGCCCAUCGACGAGGGCUGGAUGUACGGCACCGUGCAGAGAACCGGCAAGUCCGGCAUGCUGCCGGCAAACUACGUGGAGUGCUGCAACUAAGAGGAGAGAGAGAGAGAGAGAGAGAGAGAGAGAGAGAGAGGUGAAAUAUAAAAGAGAGAAAAUCCACCUUCACUGUUAUAAAAUCAGCGGUCAGUGAUGUACUUUGCAUUUCCGGUGUCUUUUGGUGUGUUUUUUUUUUGGUGUUUCUUCUUCCUGUGGAAACUGACCAACAUUUCCAGCUGCUCCAGUGAUUCAAAACUUUAACAGUAAAUAUCAAGUUUUGGUGCCAAGUUAUUGCAACAAUCAUACUCAGAGCAGUUUCUAUAUCCACAGGAGCAGGAAAUAGAGGGUUCAGGGUUCGGUCUAAUUAAAGGAGGAAACACUAGAUGUGAUUGAAGAUGAAUUAUAUUCAUUAUUUCUGCCCGUUUUCCCACUUUAAUGAUC
Thunnus maccoyii (southern bluefin tuna) is the source of this 1582-nucleotide messenger RNA. RefSeq names its product LIM zinc-binding domain-containing Nebulette-like. Gene Ontology annotation, cellular component: focal adhesion. The record is from RefSeq and is a predicted model, not a curated record. Bases 266 to 1198 code for a protein of 310 amino acids. NCBI's taxonomy places the organism in Eukaryota, Metazoa, Chordata, Actinopteri, Scombriformes, Scombridae. Gene Ontology annotation, molecular function: actin filament binding. The transcript is spliced from 8 exons.